AUGGGAUCAAAAGAAACAACUAUUUGCAUCGCACUGUGUCUUAAGAUGAUUAGGACUUGGAUUGCGUUUUUAGCUAUUAUAGCAACUUGCUUGGCUGAUUUUCAAAGAGUGCCACUGUACCGCAUUCAGUCAGUCCGCAAGCAAUUGCAUGAGGUGGGCACAGAGUUACAUGUAACGCGCGUCAAAUAUGCCGCGCGGGGUCCUGCUCCAGAGCCUCUGUCUAACUACUUGGAUGUAAGCGCAAACUAUGGACCUAUUUCGAUCGGCAACCCACCCCAGACCUUUAAGGUCGUCUUCGACACGGGCUCCUCCAACCUUUGGGUGCCAUCUAAAAAGUGUCACUACACUAACAUCGCCUGUUUGCUCCACAACAAGUAUGACAGCAGCAAGUCGAAGAGCUACGUGAAGAACGGCACCGAGUUCGCCAUCCAGUACGGGUCGGGGUCGUUGUCCGGGUUCCUAUCGACGGACGACGUGUCGGUGGGCGGUCUGACGGUGCGCCGCCAGACGUUCGCCGAGGCCAUGUCGGAGCCAGGGCUAGCCUUCGUCGCCGCUAAGUUCGAUGGCAUCCUCGGCAUGGCAUUCUCCAGCAUUGCCGUAGACGGCGUGACGCCCGUCUUUGACAACAUGGUGGCGCAAGGGCUCGUGGCUCCCAUCUUCUCCUUCUACCUGAACCGCGACGCGAGCGCGACGCAGGGCGGCGAGAUCAUUCUCGGCGGAUCUGACCCGGCGCACUACUCGGGCGGGUUCACACGCGUGCCAUUGACGCGUGCCACCUACUGGCAAUUCCAGAUGGACGGACUCGAGGGCGGGAACGUGUCUCUGUGCAGCGGGGGCUGCCAGGCCAUCGCUGACACGGGCACCUCGUUGAUUGCCGGCCCGGCUCGCGAUGUGGAGGCCCUCAACCGAGCGCUCGGAGCCACGCCAAUUGCCUUCGGCCAGUUCGCCGUGGACUGCUCGCUCCUAUCAAGCUUACCACCAGUCACGCUCUCCAUUGCCGGCGCUCGCUUCCUGCUUCAGCCUACGGACUAUAUCCUACGAGUGUCCCAAUUCGGCAAGACGGUGUGCCUUUCGGGCUUCAUGGGACUGGACAUCCCGCCACCCAAUGGACCGUUAUGGAUCUUGGGCGACGUGUUCAUCGGCCGCUAUUACACCGAAUUCGACAUGCAAAACAAAACCAUUGGCUUUGCACAGGCCAAGUAAUGGCCUAAAUAUAUAAAAAAUUGUUAGUUAGUACACAUGAGGCUCUAUUUUCAAUGCUAAAGAUAUAGUAUAGAAACUGUAACUUUUCAUGUGACAUUUUAUUCAGCGUUCUCGUAUAUUAAUAAAUUUUAGAUUUGAAUCUCUGUGAGUUUGUCAAGCAUGUGACGUUCAUAAGAAGUGCAAUUCGCUUGUCUUUCUGAAAAUAAAUAUCUGUUUAGUUAGUAAAACUUUUUAUUAAAUGUUAAAACAGUUAA
Molecule: messenger RNA, 1457 nt
Organism: Pieris napi
Lineage: Eukaryota; Metazoa; Arthropoda; Insecta; Lepidoptera; Pieridae
Gene: CatD
Product: lysosomal aspartic protease
Exons: 7
Coding region: 1-1203 (400 amino acids)
Biological process (GO): proteolysis; cell death
Cellular component (GO): lysosome
Molecular function (GO): aspartic-type endopeptidase activity
Source: RefSeq, a predicted model, not a curated record